AUGGCAAAUGGGAGAAUUCUAAGCAAAAGGGAACAAGUCUCUCGACGUGAAAUGGUUGAUCGCGAUCUUUCCAUUGAUCCAAGGGUUGAUUUACCAAGAAAUGAAGAAAAAGUUCAAGAAGUUCAAGAAGUUGCCCGGGUAGAGCUGCCAAGUACACCAGUGAGUAGGCAUCGGAGACAAGAAUUGCUGAAAUCGACUCUAACUUUCGGCGGUGAGGCAUCAACAAGAAGCGAAGUCAAGAAAAGCACUCACACUUCAACAACAACAACAACAAAGCAAAUCGCUCAAUCCGCGUCUUCAAAUGUUGAUGCUUCUCAUGAAUCGACAAUCUCAAAAUCUUCUCCAUUGACUGUAAAAGAACACUUCGAAACGGCCACUUCGACGACUCUGACCUCUCCUCAUCAAACCCCACUCAACUCUCCCGAUUCGCUAGUCAAGAUUGAGGCAAAUAUCGAGAAAUUCUCCAGUGGCUAUCAGAGUCAAGAUUCUCCUGUCUCAAUCUCAUCUCGAGCCACUAAUACUCCAUCAUAUGCUCGACCAACUCAAUCUGCUCGUCAAAAACAAUCCAAUCAAAUCACUCAUGCACAUGAAGCUUUCAUUUCACAGAGCUCUUCUGUGAAUCGAUCUGAAUAUGGAGCUGUGACCAAGGGAGAAAGAGCUGAGAUCCGACGACCACAGGAAAAUCAAAUCUUUGAGAAAAGCGCAAGUGGGGCGUUGAAUGUGUCGAUGACGAGAAGUGAGUACUCCCCAAAGAGAGGUGAUCGGUAUGAUGUGAAACGACCACAAGACAACACGAUAUUCGAUCGAUCUGGCCAAAUUGAUUCGACGACGGUGAAUCGGACAGAGUAUUCUCAUCAAAAGGGUGAACGAUACGAGACUCGACGACCAAAAGAGAAUCAAAUCUUUCAGGGUGGAGAAGUCGAGAAAAACACGGUGACGAGAAGCGAUUAUAAAGCAAAGAAAGGGGAACGUUACGAUGUGGUGAAACCGAAAGAAUCGGAUCUGUUGAAAGGUGAUGGACAAUUCGACGGAGAAACGCAACACAGAAAAGACUAUCAAAUUGGUAAAGGAGAACGGUUUGAGACUGUGAAACCGGGUGUGUCGGAGAUAUGGAAAAAUGAGGGAGUCCAAAGAUCGGUGUUCGUCAUGAGAUUCGACGACCGAAGAGAGUCUGACAUUUUGAAGUGGGAAGGAGAUUUUGAGGGGAAAACACAGCAUCAAAGUGAUUAUCAAGGAGGGAAAGGAGAACGGUAUGAAAUGAUUCGUCCCGAAGCAUCAGAAAUCUGGAAGCAAGAAGGAGGAUUGGAAAGAACAACGGUGAAUAGAAGUGAUUAUGAUGUGAAGACUGGGGAAAGAUACGAUGUUGUGAAACCAAGAGAAUCAGAUAUUUUGAAAGGAGAUGGAACAUUUGAAGGAAUAACUCAACAUCAGAAUGAUUAUCAAGUGGGAAGAGGUGAAAGAUAUGAAACUGUUCGACUGACAACUUCAGAAAUCUGGAAAAAUGAUGGAAAGAUGGAAAAAAUAACGGUGAACCGAGGAGACUAUGAGAUGAAGACGGGAGAACGGUAUGAUAUUGUGAGACCAAAAGAAUCAGAUUUGUUGAAAGGUGAUGGAACGUUUGAGGGAAGGACACAAAAUCAAAGUGAUUACCGGGGAGGAGUUGGGGAUCGGCAUGAAACUGUAAGGAGAGAUGAAUCGGAUAUUUGGAAAAAGGAUGGAAAAGUUGAGAGCACGACGGUGAAUAGGAGUGAAUAUAAUGUGAAAGCUGGUGAAAGAUAUGAUGUUGUGAAGCCAAAAGAAUCAGAUUUGUUGAAAGGUGACGGUACUUUCGAUGGUCAAACACAGAAUCAGAAGGAUUACCGGGGAGGAGUUGGGGAUCGGUACGAAACUGUAAGGAGAGAUGAAUCGGAUAUUUGGAAAAAGGAUGGAAAAGUUGAGAGCACGACGGUGAAUAGAAGUGAUUAUGAUGUGAAGACGGGAGAACGGUAUGAUGUCGUGAAAGCAAAGGAAUCGGAUUUAUUGAAAGGCGACGGUACUUUCGAUGGUCAAACACAGAAUCAGAAGGAUUACCGGGGAGGAGUUGGGGAUCGGUAUGAAACUGUAAGGAGAGAUGAAUCGGAUAUUUGGAAAUCUGAAAGUGGAUUGGAAAAGGAUACGGUAAACAGAAGUGAAUACAAUGCAAAAACAGGAGAAAGAUAUGAUGUUGUGAGACCAAAAGAGUCUGAUUUAUUGAAAGGAGAUGGAGCAUUUGACGGUCAAACACAGCAUCAUAAAGAUUAUCAGGGUGGUAAAGGAGAACGAUAUGAAUCAGUUCGUCCAUCCACAUCUGAGAUUUGGAAGACUGCGGGGGCUAUGGAAAAUAUGACAAUCAACAGAAGUGAAUAUGAAGGAAAGGCUGGUGAAAGAUAUGAUGUUGUGAGACCAAAAGAAUCAGAUCUUUUGAAAGGUGAUGGACAAUUUGACGGUCAGACUCAGCAUCAUAAAGAUUAUCAAGGUGGGAAAGGGGAAAGAUAUGAAACGGUGAAGAGGGAUGCUUCUGAAAUUUGGAAACAAGAAGGAAAACUGGAUAAUGCAACGGUGAAUAGAAGUGAUUAUGAUGUGAAGACUGGGGAAAGAUAUGAUGUUGUGAAACCAAGAGAAUCAGAUAUUUUGAAAGGUGAUGGAACGUUUGAGGGAAGGACACAAAAUCAGAAUGAUUUCCGGGGAGGAGUUGGGGAUCGAUAUGAAACUGUGAAGAGAGAUGAAUCGGAUAUUUGGAGAGUUGAGGGUGGUUUGGAAAACACGACAGUCAAUCGAAGCGAAUACAAUGCAAAAACAGGAGAAAGAUAUGAAGUGAGACGGCCACGAGAGUCCGAUCUAUUGAAAGGAGACGGGGUAUUUGAUGGUGAGACACAACAUCACAAAGAUUAUCAAGUUGGUAGAGGGGAACGAUUCGAGACAGUAAAGCCAGAGACAUCAGAAAUUUGGAAACAGGAAGGUGGAAUGGAAAGAAAUACUGUGAAUAGAAGUGAAUACAAUGUGAAAGCUGGCGAACGGUAUGAUGUCGUUCGACCAAAAGAGUCUGAUUUAUUGAAAGGUGAUGGAGCUUUUGAAGGCACCACGCAAAAUCAAAAAGAUUUUCAAGGUGGAAAAGGAGAACGAUUUGAUACAAUAAAGCAUGAAGAAUCCAAAAUUUGGGAGAAAGAAGGAGAUUUUGAAAAGUCGACCGUGAAUCGUGGUGAGUACGGUAUGAAAAUUGUUGAUCGACCUGAAGCUGUUAGACCGAGAGAGUCUGAUCUUCUCAAAGGUGAUGGACAAUUUGAUGGACAGACACAACAUCACAAAGACUAUCAAGGUGCGAAAGGGGAAAGAUAUGAAAUUGUAAAGCAUGAAGAUUCUGAUAUUUGGAAGACUGAGGGUGGAUUAGAAAAAAGAACCGUCAAUCAUGGCGACUAUGGUAUUAAAGUGGGAGAUCGAUCUGAACCUGUUAGACCAAAAGAGUCUGAUCUUUUAAAAGGUGAUGGAAAAUUCGAUGGGCAAACACAACACCAUAAAGACUACCAAGGUGGACACGGUGAUAGAUAUGCGACGGUAAAACAUGAAGCUUCAGAUAUUUGGAAAUCUGAAAGUGGAUUGGAAAAGGAUACUGUAAACAGAAGAGAAUACAACGUGAAAGCGGGAGAAAGAUAUGAUGUUGUGAGACCAAAAGAGUCUGAUUUAUUGAAAGGAGAUGGAGCAUUUGACGGUCAAACACAGCAUCAUAAAGAUUAUCAGGGUGGUAAAGGAGAGCGAUAUGAAGCAGUUCGUCCAUCCACAUCUGAGAUUUGGAAGACCGCGGGGACAAUGGAAAACAUGACAAUCAACAGAAGUGAAUAUGAAGGAAAGGCUGGUGAAAGAUAUGGUGUUGUGAGACCAAAAGAAUCAGAUCUUUUGAAAGGUGAUGGACAAUUUGACGGUCAGACACAGCAUCAUAAAGAUUAUCAAGGUGGGAAAGGGGAAAGAUAUGAAACGGUGAAGAGGGAUGCUUCUGAAAUUUGGAAACAAGAAGGAGCACUUGAAAAUACAACAGUGAAUAGAAGUGAAUACAAUGUGAAAGCCGGAGAACGGUAUGAUGUUGUGAAACCAAGAGAAUCAGAUAUUUUGAAAGGAGAUGGUACUUUUGAAGGAAGAACUCAACAUCAGAAUGAUUACCAAGCGGGCGCUGGUGAAAGGUUUGAAACUGUAAAAAGGGAUGCUUCUGAUAUCUGGAAGCAAGAAGGAGGAUUGGAAAGAACAACGGUGAAUAGAAGUGAUUAUGAUGUGAAGACUGGAGAAAGAUACGAUGUUGUGAAACCAAGAGAAUCAGAUAUUUUGAAAGGAGAUGGACAAUUUGACGGUCAGACACAGCAUCAUAAAGAUUAUCAAGGUGGAAGAGGUGAACGAUAUGAAACUGUUCGUCCGGCAACUUCAGAAAUCUGGAAAAAUGAGGGAAAGAUGGAAAAAACAACGGUGAAUCGAGGAGACUAUGAAGUGAAGACGGGAGAACGGUUUGAUAUUGUGAAGCCAAAAGAAUCAGAUUUGUUGAAAGGUGACGGUACUUUCGAUGGUCAAACACAGAAUCAGAAGGAUUACCGGGGAGGAGUUGGGGAUCGGUACGAAACUGUAAGGAGAGAUGAAUCCGAUAUUUGGAAAAAGGAUGGAAAAGUUGAGAACACGACGGUGAAUAGGAGUGAAUAUAAUGUGAAAGCUGGUGAAAGAUAUGAUGUUGUCAAAGCAAAGGAAUCUGAUUUAUUGAAAGGUGACGGUACUUUUGAUGGUCAAACACAGAACCAGAAGGAUUUUCAAAGCGGGAAAGCUGAACGUUAUGAAACAGUGAGACCAUCAACUUCUGAAAUUUGGAAAAAUGAUGGAAAUGUGGAGAAAACAACGGUUAAUAGAAGUGAAUAUACAGUGAAGGCUGGGGAAAGAUAUGAUGUUGUGAGACCAAAAGAAUCAGAUCUUUUGAAAGGUGAUGGACAAUUUGACGGUCAGACACAGCAUCAUAAAGAUUAUCAAGGUGGGAAAGGGGAAAGAUAUGAAACGGUGAAGAGAGAUGCUUCUGAAAUUUGGAAACAAGAAGGAGCAUUUGAAAAUACAACAGUGAAUAGAAGUGAGUUCCGUAUCAAAGCUGGAGAGCGAUACGAGAUGGUGAAGCCGAUCGAAUCCGAUCUAUUGAAGGGUGACAGUAGAUUUGAUGGAGUCACUCAAAACCAAAAAGAUUAUCAAGCAUCAACCGGUGAAAGAUAUGAAGCCUCUCGACCAAAGACUUCUGAUAUUUGGAAAACAUCGGGAGCAUUUGAAAACACGACAAUCAAUAGAAGUGAAUAUAAUAACAAGAUUGGAGAACGGUUUGAUGUGGUGAAACCAAAAGAAUCAAAUCUUUUGAAAGGUUCUGGGGCAUUUGAUGCAAAGACACAACAUCAAAUGGAUUACAGCGGUAUGAAAGGGGAUCGAUUUGAUGCUGUGAAACCAAAGGAUUCGGCUUUGUUCAAGAGCAAUGAGAAGUUCUUGGUCGAUUCAGUGCAUCGUUGUGAAUUCACUGGAGCUCCGGGCGAACGUUUUGAGCGACGAGUGCCGAGUGAUUCUCUCCGUGCUGGUGGAGGGGAUUUUGACGGAAAUACACAGUAUUCAAUGGAUAACAAAUGGAGAAAUGGACAGACUGGAAGUCAAGGGAACAUCCCAACUCUUCCUCCAUUGAUCCCAGCAAAACCGAUUCAAACUCGAUCCACCGAAUCUCUCUUCAUUGACACGAAUAUGGACUUUGGGACAAACUAUCGCCAAGCCUAUCAAGCUUGUCAUUCGGAUAUGAGAAUGAAACCGAUUCGAAGAGACGAUAAUCUGACCACUCCUGGCGGAGCCAUGGCUGAAUCGUCUGAAUACAAACUGACGUAUGUUCCACAAAAAGGUGUUCGAAAUCAAGCCUGUCGUCCAUCAUCAUCUCUUCAUCCGGAAGGAGAAAGAACUCUUGGAAGCAGUUACGAUAUGGAUUUCCGUUUCAAAGAAGUGCAAUGUUUGGCGGGAGAGCUAUUGGAUAGUGUGACGAAAGAUCACACGGACACUCGGCAUUUCCGUUUUCGUCGUCAACACGGCGUUCAUCAUUUCUACGAUCCAAAAUCGAAUAGCGCAUCAGCAAGAACGGAAUCUUCU
This is a messenger RNA of Mesorhabditis belari, 6144 nucleotides long. NCBI's taxonomy places the organism in Eukaryota, Metazoa, Nematoda, Chromadorea, Rhabditida, Rhabditidae. The record is from the annotation of a GenBank genome assembly.